AUGGACGAAAAGUGGCCAGUUGUUAUGCAGGUAUAUGAAAUUCAACUAUUUGAUGAGUUUGUUUUAAGAGGAAAUAUUGCUGUUCUGCACUGUCCAGUCCCGAGCUACGUGAGUGAUUAUGUCAAAGUAGCAUCAUGGGAACGGAUGGAUGGAUUUAUUAUAACACCGAAUAUAAUAAGUGGGAAGUAUGGAAUGCUGGAUAAUGGUGAUCUUUAUAUAAAGGAUUCAAGUGAACAUGAUAAUACAUAUCAGUUUCGGUGUCAAGUUGAAAACUCCAUAACAAAGGAUAAACAUGUUAGCCGAAAUUACGCAAGAGUCAUUGUUACAGAACCCCACCAUAAUGAAGCCCCUAGGAUAAUAAGAAGAUUCAACCGAGUUUCUUCAAGAGUAGGACAAAGAGUUACUCUACCAUGCAUUUCUCAAGGACAUCCGGUCCCGAAUCACAGAUGGAGAAAGCAAUUUGGUGAUGAACUUACAUUGACUGGACUAGGACCUCUCGUAAGACAGGAAAAUGGAAUUCUAAUUUUUGAAAAAAUAAAAUCUUCCCAUGCUGGAAAAUAUGUGUGCUAUGUAAGCAAUACGAUGGGUGAAGAUAAAAUGGAAACUGAAUUAAUAGUUGAAGAAGAUAUAACAGCAACAAUUUUUCCAAAAAUUGCAAGAACUGACAUCGGUAAAAAUGCAACUUUUAACUGCUCAAUAAUAGGAGGACCAGUGGACUCAGUGAUAUGGAAAAAAGAUAUGAAAUUCGUCUCUUCGAAUAUUCGAAUUUCCUACCCAACUCCAACUAUACUCCAUCUCACUAGAGCAGUGAGACAAGAUGCUGGGAUGUAUCAAUGUUUUGCCACUAGAGACGUGUUUGGAAAUCAAGCAAGCGCUCAGCUGAUUAUUGGAGAUGUUGCACCUAAAUUCAAAAUGACAUUCCCCGAGAAAAUAGUUCGAUCUGGUAGUUUUGUGUCCUUGAUGUGUGUCGCAACGGGUAAUCCAGUUCCUCAAGUUAAAUGGUCCAUGGACAAUAUAUGGCCUCUUUCUACUCGUCCUGGAGUUUUGGUCAGCACUUACUUAAGCAACCAUGGAGAGGUUUUUAGCUAUGUCAACAUUACUUCUCUAGACAUAACUGACAGCGGCCUCUACUCCUGUGAAGCUCUUAAUGAUGCCGGUAGGACAGUCCAUUCUAGAAGACUAAAUGUUUUUGGUAGCCUCUUCAUCCGACCUCUCAAUAAUUUAAGUGCUCUCUCGGGAGAAGAAUUUUCAGUACUCUGUCCAUUUGGAGGUUACCCAUUUGAUAGUAUCAUCUGGAAGAAGGAAGGCAGACUAUUGCCUGUGAACCAAAGACAACAAGUGUUUCCAAAUGGAACUUUAAAAAUAUCAGAAAUGCAGCCCGGUACAGAUGAUGGUAUCUACAGUUGUGAAGUUUUAUAUAAUCAAGGUAUACCUGCCAUAAGAACGUUUUCCAUCGUUAUACGAACUAAACCAAACAUUGGGCAAUUUAGCUUUCCCGGUAACCUUCACGAAGGAAUGCGGACAGCAGUAACUUGCAUUGUAGUUGCCGGUGAUCCACCAAUUACAACAAGAUGGCUAAAAGAUGGUUUGCCUUUAAUUGAAGAAGAGUUUGAUGCUGACAUAUACUAUGGUGGAAAUGGGUUUGUGUCGACCUUGACACUAAAUACGUUGGCGUUUAAACAUAACGGUGAAUAUGCGUGCAUGGCGACAAAUGAUGUUGGAUCAGGAUCAUUUUCUACUCGACUGACAGUUAAAGUGCCACCGAGAUGGAUUUUACAACCAAGAGACACAUCAGCUAUUGCUGGGCAUUCAGCAAAAAUUGAUUGUCAAGCUGAUGGCGUUCCUCAGCCUCAUGUAAGAUGGAAAGUAAACUCAAAUGCGUCUCCAGAAAAUUUCAAGACAAUUGUGAGCAGUUCUCAUGUUCACAUAUUAGUUAAUGGAUCACUGAAUUUCAGAAAUGUUGAAAAAUCUGAUGAAGGAUCUUAUCUUUGUGAAGCUAAUAAUGGAGUUGGAACAGGUCUAAGCACAGUGGUCCGAUUCACAGUUCAUAGUUCACCCAAAUUUGAAACAAAGUUCUCUACUUUAACAGUAAGAAGAGGUGAAAAGGUGAAAUUAAACUGCAUUUCUAGUGGUGACAUCCCAAUGACAUUUACUUGGCGAAAAAAUGGAGUUAUAAUUGAUUUAUUAUCAAAACCAAGGUACAGUCAGCAGUUGCAAAACAUCAGGGGAGGAGAAAGUGUGGAUUUGAUUAUCGAAAAAGCUGAAAGGGAGGACUCGGCAUCCUUUACAUGCACGGCAAUGAAUGACUUCGGAGAAGAUUCCAUGAAUUUUCAAUUAACCGUCCAAGGUAAACAGAUUUUGAAAUUCAAUCUCGUCUCCCGUUGA
Molecule: messenger RNA, 2385 nt
Organism: Parasteatoda tepidariorum (common house spider)
Lineage: Eukaryota; Metazoa; Arthropoda; Arachnida; Araneae; Theridiidae
Source: RefSeq, a predicted model, not a curated record